UAUUCCGUGAAAUUUGUGUUUACAAUUAUAACAUUGUCAGCGUCCUAAGUCAUCGUCCAAGUCUUCGAGGAUAAGAUACAACGAUUAUAGGAAACUUCUUGGACAUGCACUCUAACAAAGUAAAGCUACGCACAUUUGGUGUUACACUUACAAUACUAAGGGUGGAAAGUUCAAUCCCUUACUACAAAUGAACAAUCGAUAAAAUCGACAUGAAUGAGAGAACAAUUAUGGAGACAAGGCUCUACAAAGCAUCCCUAAAUGGAAGUUUACCUGAAUUUGAGAGAUUGGAGGAAGAAGAUCCACUCAUUCUUGACAGAGUCUCUCUCAUGACCAUGAACUUUCAUCACCAAACUCCCUUGCACAUUGCAGUAUUACGAGGUCACUCCGAUUUCACGACAGCCAUUCUGAGUCGAAAACCCGGACUCGCUGCCGAGCUCGAUUUAACUCGGUGCUCGCCUCUCCACUUGGCUUCAGCAACGGGCCACGUUGAGAUCGUUCGUGCGCUGUUGAAUGCGAACGACGCCGUUUGCAAAGCUCGAGACGAAGAUGGUAGGACUCCUCUCUACUUGGCAGUCAUGAACGGGAGAGUAGAGGUCGUGAAACUGUUGAUUCAGGCUCGGCCCGAGUCAAUUCGUGAGAAACUCGGCAGAAGAGGAGGAGGAGGAGGAGGAGGAGACACUGUUCUGCACUUGUGUGUGAAGUACAACCGUUUGGAGGUUUUGAAGACUUUGGUUGAUGAAUUGCUGAACCCAAACGACGUCGCUUUUUUGAACUCUGCAGACGAAGAUGGUAACACCCUCUUGCAUCUUGCUGCAGCUCUCAAACAACUAUACACCAUAGAAUACUUGUUACAAGUAGAAAGUGUCAAAGAACAUCCCAAUACCAAGAACAAGAAUAAUUCUACAGCUUUGGAUGUUGUCGAGCAGUGUCCUAACAGAGACUUAAAACACAUGGAAAUCCGGGAGCUUCUUCUGCAAGCUGGUGUUCGAAGAGCUAGGGAUCUUGAAACUCCCCUACCAACAUUGCCUGAUAAUAAUAAUAAUAAUAAUCCUCAAACUCCAUUGGAUUUAUGCAAAUCAAUUUCAAGGUAUUGGAACAAGUAUUUUGACGUUGAUCAAGGGUGGUUUAGAGAAGUACGCGGACAUUUAAUAACAGCAUCCACUUUGACAACAACUAUGGCUUAUCAAUCUGGACUAAGUCCACCUGGGAGUGUUUGGCAAGAUGGACCUCAAGGAAAUGGUAAUCAAACUAUGAACGACUCUUCCCAUAAGCCCGGGACAUCAAUUUUAGCCGAUAAUGAUGGCAAUUAUCCUACUUUCUUGUUUGUCAAUACUUUCUCCUUACUAGCAUCUAUGAGCACUCUCCUUCUGGCUUUAAGCGGAUUUCCUUCAACGAACAAGGUUUUACUAUGGCUGCUGAUAUUCACAAUGCUUUGCACAAUCACAAGCAUGACUCUUUCUUAUUUGUUGAUACUAGGAAUGACAAGUCCAUCAAAGACUUGGGGUUAUGUCAGUUUCAAUUCAUCGCUUUUUUAUUGGUUUGCCAUAUGUACAUUUGUUUUUGCGCUUCAUGUAAGCCGCUUGUUCACAUGGCUAGGGCUGAAGUACAAGGAAUUAGUUCAAAAAAGCCGCUUGUUCACAUGGCUCGGGCUGAAGUACAAGGAAUUAGUUCAAAAUAGACGGUCAACGAGACAACCUAAUGAGAAUUGGCUAUGGAGGAAGUACCAAGAGUUGGUUCAAAACAAAUGGCCAACAAGACAACCUAAUGAGAAUAAUGUCAACCUUAUGACUCAACCGGAUACGACUAUUACUGGUACUUUAUCAAUCUCCAUUUGAGAUUUUUCUUUUCUUGUAAAUGUAUUAUUGUUCUAUUGUUAUUUUUUAUAUAUAGGUACUUCCUAUUUAAUCAUGUUGUGAUAGCCAAAUAUAGUUUGGUCAAUCGUAUGAAGUUUUUCUUUUCU
Molecule: messenger RNA, 1960 nt
Organism: Camellia sinensis
Lineage: Eukaryota; Viridiplantae; Streptophyta; Magnoliopsida; Ericales; Theaceae
Cellular component (GO): plasma membrane
Molecular function (GO): protein binding
Source: RefSeq, a predicted model, not a curated record